AAAUAAAAAAAAGAGAGCAGAAUGGAAAAUAGAAAUAAUUGUCUUUAAGAAACAGCAAAAUCACUGAUUCAAGUUUAAGGCGAGGAUCGCAGAUCAUACAUAAGCCGUGUGUAUCAUAGUAUAUUUUCUUGUGUGUGUUUACACUUUUUCUCUUCAUAAAUCUGCUCCACGUCUCUGCUUGCUGCUUGUUCACGAGAAUCUUCUCAUUUUACUGCUCAAAGCUUCAAAUUUUAUGCAAACUUCUCAACUUCCAUUGAAUUUGUCAGCAUUCUGGAGGUAUUUGCUGACAAGUGGCGCGAGAGACUGAUUUCUUGUACAGCAGGACUAGGAAGCUAAGAUGAUAGGGGGUUCCGGUUUGGGGGUUGUAUUGUCAAAGAUGAAUGAUUUGUCAACUUCUGAUCACGCUUCAGUGGUAUCCGUGAACUUGUUUGUUGCACUUCUUUGUGCGUGUAUUGUCGUUGGUCACCUGUUGGAGGAGAGUCGAUGGAUCAAUGAAUCCAUUACAGCUCUUGCUAUUGGCCUUUGCACUGGGGUUGUUAUUCUAUUAACCAGUGGUGGGAAGAAUUCACAUCUGUUGGUUUUCAGUGAAGAUCUUUUCUUUAUUUACCUUCUUCCACCUAUCAUCUUCAAUGCUGGGUUCCAGGUGAAAAAGAAACAAUUUUUCCGCAACUUUUUGACCAUCACUCUUUUUGGUGCUGUUGGUACUUUGAUAUCUUUCAGCAUCAUAUCAGUGGGUGCAAUGUACAUCUUCAAGAAGAUGAAUAUCGGUGCUCUUGAGAUUGGAGAUUUUCUUGCAAUUGGUGCAAUCUUCUCUGCGACGGAUUCUGUUUGUACAUUGCAGGUGCUUAAUCAGGAUGAGACACCCUUAUUAUAUAGUCUAGUCUUUGGGGAAGGCGUUGUCAAUGAUGCCACAUCAGUAGUCCUUUUCAAUGCAGUCCAGAGCUUUGAUUUGUCUCAUAUCGAUGGAGUUACAGCUUUGCAGUUGAUCGGGAAUUUUAUAUAUCUAUUUAUCUCAAGCACUUUGCUGGGAGUUUUCGCCGGACUGCUUAGUGCAUUCAUCAUUAAAAAGCUCUACUUCGGGCGGCACUCUACUGAUAGAGAGGUCGCUAUUAUGAUUCUCAUGGCAUACCUUUCUUACAUGCUGUCUGAGUUGCUUGAUCUAAGUGCUAUCCUUACAGUCUUCUUUUGUGGGAUUGUGAUGUCUCAUUAUACCUGGCACAAUGUCACUGAGAGUUCAAGAGUCACUACCAAGCAUACUUUUGCGACCUUGUCAUUUAUAGCGGAGAUAUUUAUCUUCCUCUAUGUUGGCAUGGAUGCCUUGGAUAUUGAAAAGUGGAGAUACGUGAGCGACAGCCCUGGAACAUCAAUUGGUGUGAGCUCUAUUCUGUUGGGAUUGAUCUUAGCAGGCAGAGCAGCCUUUGUUUUCCCUUUAUCAUUCUUAUCUAACUUGACCAAGAAGUCCCCCGAAAACAAAAUUGAGCUAAAACAGCAAGUUACAAUUUGGUGGGCUGGUCUAAUGCGUGGUGCUGUUUCAAUGGCCCUUGCUUACAAUCAGUUUACAAAAGGUGGUUACACUGCACGACGUGAGAAUGCAAUCAUGAUCACCAGUACCAUCACUGUAGUUCUUUUCAGCACAGUAGUAUUUGGCCUGCUCACCAAACCUCUAAUACAACACUUGCUGCCUUCCACUGCACACCUGAGCAGAAUGAUUUCAUCUGAACCUGUGACACCUAAUUCUUUCUUUGCACCUCUUCUUACAAAUGGUCAAGAUUCAGAAGCUGAUCUAGGCGCAACUAUAAUCCGUCCAGCAAGCUUAAGGAUGCUUCUGACAACACCUUCUCGCUCUGUCCACCAUUAUUGGAGAAAAUUUGACAAUGCAUUCAUGCGUCCUGUUUUUGGUGGAAGAGGUUUUGUACCCUACGUUCCUGGAUCUCCAACUGAGCAAGAUGGUUCUCAGUGGCACUGAGACACGAGUAAAUCACAACAACGGUUUUUUUGCUAGAGUUGCUUUAAAUACCAUCCUUUGUGGUUUGAUGUUUGUUCGUGGGUGGUGAUGUUGCCAGGGCAACUGAGUGAUAUCACCAAUCUAUACAGUGUAUUACUGUAUAUAUCAGAUUUUCGUGUUUUGCUGGUAUUGUGACUCUUCAGCAGUCGGUAAAUAUUUCAGUUUCAUUCAUCUGCCAAGCUAGUGUUCUUCAGGCUGUAUCACACGUACAAGAUCAUUUGAGUAUCCUCAGUCAAGUGUGUCAUCACCGGACAGAACUUACGAAACAUGCUCCUUCGCUGCCAGCAAUAUUUAUGGAAAACAAUUAUCAUAUUUUUUGGUUAGACAGUAAAUACAGCAUUAUUGCUUUAUCGUCUGUAAAUUACAUAUGGAUUGCAACAUACUACAAUGUUAAAAAUCUUCCUCGACGUUUGUAUAUCACCAUGUGGAUUGUAAUGUAGUAUAUCAACUUGUAUUCAAAGUUA
Messenger RNA from Daucus carota subsp. sativus, 2469 nucleotides. RefSeq names its product sodium/hydrogen exchanger 1. The transcript has 15 exons. Lineage: Eukaryota; Viridiplantae; Streptophyta; Magnoliopsida; Apiales; Apiaceae. The record is from RefSeq and is a predicted model, not a curated record. Gene Ontology annotation, biological process: regulation of intracellular pH; potassium ion transmembrane transport; sodium ion import across plasma membrane. Bases 338 to 1966 code for a protein of 542 amino acids. Gene Ontology annotation, molecular function: potassium:proton antiporter activity; sodium:proton antiporter activity. Gene Ontology annotation, cellular component: plasma membrane.